AUGGCAAGUAAUUACAAUCAAGAUGGGCAAAUACCGAUUCCACCUCGCAGAACACGCUCGAUUACUUCAGAUAAAGUACCCUAUGUAGUUGAUGUGGUGGCUGAGAGAUGUAUUGUGCCGGCUAUGGAAAAAAUGUCAAGAAGAGAGCCUAAUAUGGGAGAAAGUAUAUCACCUUUAGACCGCUUGAGGAAUAAUGUAGACAUGUCAGAAAAUGUUGCUAGAAUGGCAUCACAUCUCAAACAGUUGGAGAAAAAAAGGGAUGAAUUACAAAGACAAUGUACUGCCAUUGAGUCUAUGAACAAGCAAAGUGAAAUAAAUAGAUUAAUCGAUAAAAAUAAAGAACUGAAACAAGAUGUUUUUGUAUUAAAAAAUCUAACUUAUAGGUUGAAUAGAGAAUUGGAAAAAUGUCAAGAUAAACUAUUAUCAAAAGAUCAGUUUCCUGAAUCUGCGGGUUACAUGCGAGUACAAGAUCCAAAAAAUAUUAACUGGCGUAGGGAAGAUAUUAAUGCAGUAUCACCAUUGUUAGAAGCAUACCAAACAUCUUUAGAAGAGAAAGAUGUUACUAUUGAAAGUUAUAAAAAUGAACUUGCUCGAUUUUCUUCUAGAAGUAGAGAAAUUGCCGCUGAAAAUGAAAAUCUUUAUCAGCAGCUUGAAGAAGCAAAUGAAAAAAUUGAGGUUACAUAUGGAGAAUGGAAAUCAUUGGAGUCUGAAGUAGCUAUGUUAAAAGAACAUAAUGAGUUAUUGGUCAGGCAAGCCAAAUUACAUCAAGCAAAGUUACAAGAUUUACUUCGUUCAUAUCAAUCGAGAGUUACUGAGUUGAAUGGUGAACGAGACUAUCUAGCUGAAAAGUAUGAAAAUGCCCGAAUAGAGCUUCUUCAUUUGCAAGGUCGUGUGUCAUCGUUAGCUGGAGACUUAAAUCGUAUGAAAACCGAAGAUGAUAAUAAAAUUCCAAUUGCUGUACACACGUCUGCUGUGAACGAGUGUCGAAGACUUUUUGAAGAACUUAAGUGUCGGUAUGAUGACGAACGCGAUACGCUGAUGCGAAGGUUGAUAACGUUUGAAGAGGAAAGGCCAACACUCGACAUCAAAAUCGUUACUUUGACCACGGAAUUAAAUCAACAGCGGUCUAUUAACAAAGCUUUGGAUUUACAAUGCUCACAGUUAAAAGCGAAAUGUGACGCGUUGGAGAAACACCUGUUUGAUUGCGAAUCGGAGAAGAACACCAACAAGAAACAAUUGGCAGAUGCCAUGGUGUUCCUGCGUGAAACCAUAAACGAACAAGAGGCACUUUUGCGCCGUGCGGCCGGCGACAGUCGUAACGACGCUUCGGCCGCCGUGUUAAGCGCCUCCAUAAGCGCCCGAGUGAAGGCCCUCACUGAACACCUAAAGUGCGUCGAACAAGGUGCGCAUCAAGAAGUGAACCGUUUGAGCAGCCGCCUGUACGAACAAUCUGCCGAGCUGGAAAGAAUGAAGAAGACGUACGAGAACGAAAUUAACGCACUUAACAACGCCCUUCUACAGAAGCAAAGCGUUAUAGAUUCGAUGGAUGCGAAUUUGGAGAGAUAGCGAUGGUGCCCAUGCGCCGCUUGGUCUUCGUCGUGGUGCCGUAGUCUUAGUCAGUACAUAUUAAGAAGGGUAUGAAUAGAGGUUGUAAUAAUACGAGGAAAACCAAAUAACAACUAAAAUAAUAUCUAUAAUAUUUACAUACAAAUAUAUGUAUAUAUUUAUAGCUUUAUAAAGACUUUUAAUCAAAAAAAAAAAAAAAAAAUGUAACUUAAUCCCAAAGAAUUAAAGUGUGUUCGUAUAAAAUAUGUAUUUU
Molecule: messenger RNA, 1819 nt
Organism: Melanaphis sacchari
Lineage: Eukaryota; Metazoa; Arthropoda; Insecta; Hemiptera; Aphididae
Product: paramyosin-like
Exons: 10
Coding region: 1-1566 (521 amino acids)
Biological process (GO): cilium assembly; chemical synaptic transmission; mitochondrion organization
Cellular component (GO): centriole; ciliary transition fiber
Source: RefSeq, a predicted model, not a curated record